Malus domestica (apple) is the source of this 1386-nucleotide messenger RNA. NCBI's taxonomy places the organism in Eukaryota, Viridiplantae, Streptophyta, Magnoliopsida, Rosales, Rosaceae. The record is from RefSeq and is a predicted model, not a curated record.
GCCCCACCAUCCCCGCCGUUAAAAUUCAAAUGUCCCUAACGGCUACAUUAGAUAGCUCAAUCACCCCAUUGCCAUUUUCAAGAACCAAGAAGCAACCCAAACUCAAAACCCCGAAAAACCGAAAAUCUUUUCCACAACCUCUUAAUUAAACCUAGAAAUCUUGCACUUGGAAUUAAAACCCAUAAAUCCUUUGAUCCCGAAACUGCUAUCUUCCAUUGAAACCCAAUCUGAUUUGAUGGAUUCAACGACAUCAACGACAACACCGCCAUAUCUCCACCAUUCCCGAUCCGAGCCGCCGUCCCGGGCCAAGUCGGCCUCGCGCCUUGCUCACACCGGACAUAUCCCCCACCCCUCUCUCGGCCUCAUAAAAUCAUCACCCAAGAGGACUUCAUCCCCUUCCGCUCAUUCCCGCAAAUCUUUCGAAUCGCUCCCUCUCCGCGAGCUACUGCUUCUUUCGUCUCCACCUGUCCAAAAAAGAUCCAAGACUCGUCUCAUGGAUCGUCUUGAAAUGGCUGAUGACCCUGCUGUCGAGGUUCCAGGGGCGCGCCGCAGGUGCAAAGGCAGAGGCUCGCAGAUGGGACUACUGGGCUGUGCCUCGCCGAGGAACACUCGGAGGUUGCGGAGGUGGUCAGAGACUGAGACUUGGGAAGAGAAAGAUUCGGGCUUGGUGGAGGAGAUUGCGAAGCCGAGGAAAAGGCGGUCCAAGAAGGAAAAGCUCGUCUUGGUUCCCUGUUUGCCCUUCCCAAGUUCGUCAUCAAUAGAUGAUGAGUAUCGGGGUAGCCUUGAUCGAAUUGGGCAGCUCAUGAGUGAUAUGGUUAUGUGGAGAGAUGUUGCAAGGUCAAGCCUUUGGCUUGGUUUGGGGUCUCUCUUCUUCCUUUCCUCUUGCUUUGCCAAAGGAAUCAACUUUAGCAUUUUCUCAGCGAUUUCCCACAUCGGACUUUUGUUUUUGGGUGCUUCAUUUGUCUCGAAUUCAAUCUGCCAAAGAAAUAAUAUCGAAAAGAAGCAUGAUUUUAUCCUCAAAGAAGAUGACAUUCUUGGUGUGGCCAAACGGAUACUUCCUGCUGUAAAUCUUGCCUUAUUAAAGAUGAGAGCACCUUUCUCAGGAGAGCCAUCCAUGACCCUCAAGGUAGCACCAUUCUUUCUUCUUGGAGCAGAGUAUGGGCAUAUUAUAACACUCUUGAGGCUCUGUGUGCUUGCUUUUUUUGUCAGCUUCACAAUCCCAAAACUAUACUCAUGCUACGCCAGUCAAAUCAACCAAAAAGGUAUCCAUAAUCCACCAGUCUACUUAUCCACUUCAGUCUAUCUUUAUAACUUAUGCGAAAAUUAACUUAACACACAAAUUAAACUCUCUUGUUGGUAAUUGUAGUAUGGAUAAGUAGAGAUCGU